This is a messenger RNA of Gambusia affinis (western mosquitofish), 4323 nucleotides long. Its product is annotated as methionine aminopeptidase 2-like. Gene Ontology annotation, molecular function: metalloaminopeptidase activity. Gene Ontology annotation, biological process: proteolysis. The transcript has 11 exons. Bases 40 to 1494 code for a protein of 484 amino acids. NCBI's taxonomy places the organism in Eukaryota, Metazoa, Chordata, Actinopteri, Cyprinodontiformes, Poeciliidae. The record is from RefSeq and is a predicted model, not a curated record.
CCUUACUAUGCGUCACUUCGCCUCUCUCAGUCGUUGAUCAUGGCGGAGCCGGAGCUACAGCGCGAAGUGGAGCCUCAACUUCUCAACGGGGACGACUUGAACGACGAAGAAAGAGAGGACGCGGACGCCAGCGAAGCAGUGAAGAGAAAGAGAAGAAAGAAGAAGAGGAGCCGGACGAGCGGGCCAGUAUGUGACUUUGCAGCAGGGACAAACGAAGCUGAGGGAGGUUCUGGAGAAGCCAGAGGUGUCGGCGAAGUGGCAGCACAGCUGGAGCAGCAAACCUUGGAGGAGAAGGAGAGGCCCGAGGAUGCAGAGGAAGAUGGCGAUGAAGGGGAAAACUCAGCUGUCAAAAAGAAGAGGAAGAAGAAGAAGAAGAAAGGAGCAAAGGGACAGACUGACCCUCCCUCAGUACCUAUUUGUGAGCUCUAUCCCAACGGGGACUUUCCAAAGGGAGAGGAGUGUGAAUACCCCCCAUCGAAAGACGGGCGCAGCGCCGCGUGGCGGACCACCAGCGAGGAGAAGCGGGCGAUGGACCGAGCCAACGAGGAGAUGUGGAGCGACUUCAGGCAGGCGGCCGAGGCCCACCGACAGGUGCGCUCCUACGUCAGGAGCUGGAUAAAACCGGGGAUGACCAUGAUCGACAUCUGCGAGAAGCUGGAGGAUUGCUCCAGGAGGCUCAUCAAGGAGAACGGGCUGAGUGCCGGCCUGGCUUUUCCGACCGGCUGCUCCAUCAACCACUGCGCUGCCCACUACACCCCCAACGCCGGAGACCCGACCGUGCUGCGCUACGACGACGUCUGCAAGAUCGACUUUGGCACACACAUCAACGGUCGAAUAAUAGACUGCGCAUUCACCGUCACUUUCAAUCCAAAGUACGACAGACUGCUGGAGGCUGUGAGGGAUGCGACAAACACCGGCAUCAGGUGUGCAGGAAUCGACGUGCGCCUGUGCGACGUCGGCGAGACCAUCCAGGAAGUCAUGGAGUCUUACGAAGUGGAGAUAGAUGGAAAAACGUAUCAAGUGAAGCCAGUCAGGAACCUGAACGGCCAUUCGAUUGGACAGUACAGGAUACACUCAGGGAAGACUGUUCCCAUCGUGAAAGGUGGCGAGGCGACCAGGAUGGAGGAAGGUGAAGCCUACGCCAUCGAGACGUUCGGCAGCACCGGAAGAGGCGCCGUCCACGACGACAUGGAGUGCUCUCACUACAUGAAGAACUUCAACGUUGGACACGUGCCGAUAAGACUACCAAGGGCUAAACACCUGCUGAACGUGAUCAACGAGAACUUCUGCACGCUGGCUUUCUGCCGCCGCUGGCUGGACCGCCUGGGUGAGAGCAAGUACCUGAUGGCGCUGAAGAACCUGUGCGACCUCGGCAUUAUAGACCCUUACCCGCCUCUGUGCGACAUCAAGGGCAGCUACACCGCCCAGUACGAGCACACCAUCCUGCUCAGGCCCACCUGCAAGGAGGUAGUGAGCCGAGGAGACGACUAUUAAGGCUUGCGGCUAUUAAGACCCUCAGGCGAAACCCAGAGGAACAUGGCAGCUGCGCAACACCGAGCGCCUCCAGACUGACAGCAGUUAUGCAAUAUCUCUCAUCCCUAACUUUCCGCAGCUCCGGUCCCUUUAGGUGCAGCGUCUGGCAAAGUAUCCAUAGCUAAAUCUUUUUGCGGCAACUGCAGCUCCAAGUUGUGGCCCUGCUGGCUUCGCACGACUACAGAGUAACAUGUUUUGCCCACUUUUGCUUUGCAGAAUAGCUCAGGUUGAGUCAGACUGGAUGGAUAACAUCCGUGGACACGCAAUUUCAAGCCUGGCCACGAUUAAAUAAUAAUCUGACCAUUCCAGCAUGGUGGGAUAAGCGUUGAUCAAAAUUGCAGCUCUGGCUGUACAUGUAGGGUAGUUGUACUGCUGGUGUUCAACUAAUAAUCGGCCCAUCAUCAACAUAUUUUCCCACAAGACCUAUUGAUCUCUGCAGCUCCUCCAAAGGUACCUCUCUGAUUGAAGGGCUUCACAUACUCAAGUCUCGCAGCUUGUUCUUGCCACUCCUUUGUUUCUGAUAUUAAAUUGAACAGAGCUUUACUCAGUACUUUGGGAAAACAUUUACACUUGCCUUUAUUUUGUAAUUUUAGAGUAAAAAGGGACAAAUACAAAUGUAUGCCACAACCCUUUUUUAUUUUUGAAAAAAAAAAAAGCAAUAAUUAAAGCCAUACAUAAUUUUUUUUUUCUUCAGCUUGUGUUGGUGUGUCACAUAAAAUCCCAAUAAGUAGAUUGAAGUCUGUGGCGGUAAUGUGAAAAAGUUAAAGUGGAUCUUCUGGAUCACACUGUGGUUGUAGCAAAGCAAAAAAACCUCGUAUCACGAAGAGAGCUUACUAGUAAUUUUGGUUUUCUUCUAAGGAUCAAGCCAGCAGAAGAAAAUGGGUGUAUCUUUAAUGAAUGUAGCAUUGCAGGCUUAGUUAUAAGUGCUGUUUUUAGAAGAUAUGCAAAACUACUUUAUGCAACCAAAAAAAACUAAAGAAAAGAAACAUUGAUUAGAUAAACAGCAAUCCAGAAAACACAUUCAGCUUUACUGUCAUGUUAGGAUAUCUCAUGGGGGAGGGGGGAACUGCUAUAAAAUAUUUGUAUUAUAAUAUUCUGCUGCUUUGUUUUCAUUUGAUGCAUUUUUUUUUCUAAAAAAAACGAAUAAAAAAUAAAUUGUUAUAAAUUUGGAACUGCAUUUUGGUUUGUGGACAUUAUAAAACGCUGCAUUCAUAUCAAUAUCCUGCACUGAUGGCUGUUCAGAUAAAAAAAUAAAAUAAAAUCCAUUUAAGAAAUGUGGCAAAAAAAAAAAAAGAAAAUCACAUAUGGUAAGUCAUUACUGUAAGAAACUUCUUACUGUUACAGAGUUUUCUCACCAAAUUCUCUGUCCUGUUUGAAUUGGGGAUAAAAUAAUUAUUGUAGUCGACUGAUUUCUAACUUAUUUUUCCAAGGACUCACCAAGAAAAAAAACACCAAAAAUAUUUGGUAGAAUUGGCUGAAAAUGAACUGUUUAGUGAAUUUAGAGAUUUUUAGUCCACAUUUAACCACUUAAAAGAAUUGAGAACCCAGAGUCCCACAAUCCAGCGUGAAAAUAAUUUGUCAAUUAAACGUUUCUAUAAGUUGUAGUUACUGAAAUUGUAACAAAUAUCUUUAAUAAAUGAAAAACUUUAUCAAUCAUUUACAAGUUUAAACAGUUUAUUAAAUCCACAAUGUAAUAAUUAACCGUCAAAAAAUACAAAUAAAUUAAAACAGACGUUGUAAAAUGAUGCGUAUAUUAGCACAUUUAUAUAAAUGUAGGCCAGUGUAUUUAUUUAAUGCGUUUACAUCCAUUUCUAUCCUAAUAAAUUUGCUUGACACGUUUGACGCAACAGAAGCUGCAACCCGAAAAAAUAAAUAAAAGGAUUUCUUGUUAUACAGUUUUCUUCCUUUUGGUUGCACUUUUUACUUGGUGUUCUUAAAGUUGACUAAAAUGCCAUAUAAAGAAGUGUAGACCGUCUGGGAGUGUUUUGUUAUCUCCUAACCAAAAGAGGGCGGUAAACACACACGGCUUAAUCAGCUACACGUGAAGUAAACACAUCUUCUGGACAUCCAUCCUUCACAAUCAUGAACAAACAAAUAAAAAGAUGACAAAACAUAGUAAGGAGAGAAAACAUAGAUUAUGGAACAGAAAAAAAGGAGACUUACUUGAAAUAAAAGCACUCUUGAAUGAUAAUAUCGUACUAUAAGAACAUUUACCCUAUUUGUGUGUGUCUGUGUGUGUGUGUGUGCGUGGGUGGGUGGGUGUGUGUGUGUGCGUGUACGUCUUUGGGUUAAUGGCUGAUGACUUAAUUUCUGAGGAAUUCUUUGCAUCUCUGCAGGCUGUUUGUUGCUCUCCUUGGAGACGGAACAUCAGACCUUUUCCUAACUGGGCGAAAACGUCCAAAAAUGUCCUGUUUACUCUGGUUUUGAAGCACAGCCAGAAAAAGACACAUGUUGAACGGACGUCUACAGAUACAAAUAUGGGCUUAUGAUCAAACUGGGCUCUCAGACGGAAGAGGAUCUUUCAUAAGAGAGAGAGAGAGAAUCCUGAUAAUAAGUAAUUGGCUGGCUGAAGAAUCUGUGUUCAACUGAACUGGAUGAAAGGCUAAAUUAGCAUAUUGUCACCUUCCUAAUGUAACGGCCGUUCUUAAGUGGUUUUUGAAGAAAGUGACUGGCAACAACAACAGAAAAAAAAAAAGUCACUACCAUCUUUGCCAAAAGAUGAGUUAGGCAAAAAAAUAAAAAAUACAUCUUUUUUGGAGAUGGUAUAGAACAGAGAGGUUUUUUCUGCCA